AUGAUAGGCUGCUCAUAUAUUUAAAACCAAACUUUUAAUAGUUAUUAAAUCGUGUUUGUCCUUAACAUUCCAGUUCGUUUGUAUAUUACCAAUGUACUUGACACAAAAUGCAAAACUAUUACCGAUAUUGUCGUGUGCAAUAUGAUAGCGUCCAGACGUGCACAUCAAAGCAAUGGCUGUUUAUAUUUUUACGUCAUGUUUGUGAUAAUUAUUGUUAUUUUAUGCGGGUGUAGAACGAGUGUUGGUGAAAAACAAUGCGGCAAAUCAUUGUUACGUUCACAUACCAACAGACAACCGACCGGAAGAAUUUUCGGAGGGUAUGAAGUUGGUUUUUUAAAAUAUCCGUGGUUUGUAGCCCUUCAAUAUGAUGAACAAACACUGUGUGGUGGAGUUUUAAUAGGCCCCAAUGUUAUAUUAACUGCAGCGCACUGUUUUGCUCCAUUUAGCGGCCAUGGUCGGAAACCAGAAGAUGCUUUCACAGUAAAACUCGGAGUGUACAAUCAAUGCAAACGAGAGCAGACACAAUCAGUCUACAAGGCGAUUAAAGUGGAUAUUCACGAGAAAUACAAUGACUACAAACCAUACUACGAUAUUGCUUUGAUGACCAUAUCUGGGGACACAUCAAAUUAUUCUUCUAUAUGCCUACCAUCAAAACCAUUAACAGAUAAAGAACAGGAACUUGAAGGAAAAAUAAUCGGCUUUGGUAGCAUGAUUGACGGUGGUGGUCCGGAUGCAUACCCAUGCGAAAUGAGAGAAGGACGAAUCCUCAUGUAUGACAACGCCACCUGUAUUGCGAUGGUUCGGAAACACACAAGUUUGCGAAAAGAAUAUGCAUUCACGAAUGCUAUCUGCGCGGGAUACAAAACUGGCGGUGUAGAUUCGUGUUCUGGAGACAGUGGAGGACCUUUGAUGACACUUGAUCAAACAACAAACACAUGGACAACUGUAGGUAUAACAUCUUUUGGUUGGGGUUGCGGUGAAAAAGAUGCAAUGGGUGUUUAUACAGAUGUUUCAAAAUAUUUGGAUUGGAUCUUUGAAAAAAGUGGAAUUACACCUUAUCAACCAGAUAGAAUUUCAACAACAGAAAAACCUACAGCUAAUAUUGCUUCUAAUGCGUUAGCGGAUCAAAUAAACAGCUUAUUCGAUCAGCUGAUGAAUAGCACAAAAAUUCCGCAUGAAAUUGUAAUUCGAUUCAAGAGUAAACAACGCGGUUCAUAAACUAAAAUUUAUUUGUUUUGUUUCAUAUCGAUUGUUGUAAAUAUAAUUAAGAUAAUGAUGAUGAUAUAAACACAUUAAAAUAAAUUGAUACUAAUUAAGAUAA
This is a messenger RNA of Dalotia coriaria, 1321 nucleotides long. Its product is annotated as coagulation factor XI-like. Gene Ontology annotation, molecular function: serine-type endopeptidase activity. Gene Ontology annotation, biological process: proteolysis. The transcript is spliced from 6 exons. The coding region runs from base 142 to 1218 and encodes 358 amino acids. The record is from RefSeq and is a predicted model, not a curated record. NCBI's taxonomy places the organism in Eukaryota, Metazoa, Arthropoda, Insecta, Coleoptera, Staphylinidae.